GUAUAAAUUAAGGCUCAAUUGAAAGAAAGUUUCAUUCUACUCUCAAAAGUCUUUCUUGUUGGAUAGUAAAAGAAGUUCCAAGAAUAUGAAGCUCAAUAAUACCCUAAUUUUGCUAUCACUUUUAUGUGCAUCUCUUUUUCUUGCUUCAACUUUAGCAGUUGAUGAGAAAUCUCAACAUGAGAAAAAAGCAGCAAAUGAAGGCCAGGCAACUGUUCAAUUAGAUGCUGCAAAACAAAGCCAAGGUGGUUAUGGUGGUGGUGGUCAUGGCGGUUAUGGAGGCGGUGGUGGCCAUGGCGGUUAUGGAGGUGGUGGUCAUGGUGGCGGUGGUCAUGGCGGUGGCGGUUAUGGUGGCGGUGGACAUGGUGGUGGUGGUCAUGGAGGUGGUGGCCAUGGCGGAGGAUGCAGAUACGGGUGUUGCGGCGGAUAUGGGAGAGGAGGAGGCUGCAGGUGUUGCUCUACUGCUCAAGAAGCUCUGGCCUACAUGCAAAAAGAAGCCAAUCGCCCAUAAAUGAAUAACCUAAACAACUUCUGAGUCAAUCUGCUUUUGUAAUAAGUCCAAAUAAAACUACGUUUCUUGAUUUCUAGCUUUUAGCGUAAUGCAGUUGCAUGCAUGUGUACUGGAAAUGAUACAGUAGCAAAUAUGCAAUAAAUAUAUAUCAGUAUUUUAUUCUCUCCA
Molecule: messenger RNA, 676 nt
Organism: Nicotiana tabacum (common tobacco)
Lineage: Eukaryota; Viridiplantae; Streptophyta; Magnoliopsida; Solanales; Solanaceae
Source: RefSeq, a predicted model, not a curated record